AUGCAAGAAGACUCGGCACGUCACAGCCUCAAGACCGUACCACUGCUACCUGAAAGUAGAACUGGUAAAUCGGAACGACCUCCACUGCGGUCUUCGGCACAUCUACUUGCUGGCGCGAGUGGAGGGUUGGCCACCGCUAUUCUAACUUCUCCACUCGAUGUGUUGAGAACACGGCUUCAAUCCGAUUACUACCACCUCCUCUCCCGUCCGAUCCAAGCAGCCUACCCUCCGUUCAAGCCCGCAUCCACUCAUCUCCUCGGCGCCUCGUUACGCCACCUUCGCGAGACUGUCCAGAUCAUCAAUUCCAUUCACUAUACCGAAGGCUGGCGCGGCUUCUUUCGCGGUCUUGGGCCAAGUUUAGCAGGCGUGGUACCUGCCACCGCAAUCAAGUUUUACGUGUAUGGCAACUGCAAACGGCUUGGAGCAGAUAUACUAAAUUGUAGGGAGGAUGCAGCAAUAGUUCAUGCGCAAGCUGCUGUUGCAGCAGGUAUCGCGACUGCGACUGCGACAAAUCCUAUUUGGCUCCUGAAAACUAGGCUGCAGCUCGAUAAAUCGCGGACACAAGCUGGCGGUGAUACGGCUCGCCAAUAUAAGAACAGCCUCGACUGUGUCCGACAGGUUCUGCGACAGGAGGGUAUUGGAGGUCUGUACCGGGGCUUGAGUGCGAGCUAUCUAGGCACUGUUGAGACGGCGUUGCAUCUCGUCCUCUAUGAAAGACUCAAACUAUUAUAUAGUGGAGCUCUGGGAGGAAGCCAUAUGCGAAAUAGGACAGCCUGGGACGAACUCGCAAAGUGGAUUAGCACUAGUGGAGCUGCGGGAUCAGCGAAGUUGGCUGCUGUGUUGAUCACCUACCCUCAUGAGGUAGUUCGGACAAGGCUACGACAAGCGCCGAAGGAGAAUGGGAUUCUAAAGUACGUUGGCCUCUUGCAGUGUUUCCGGUCAAUCGGCAGACAGGAAGGUUUGGCAGGGCUGUAUGGGGGCCUAACACCGCACAUCAUGCGAGCUAUUCCAUCAUCUGUAAUUACUCUAGGAAUGUACGAGUUUGUGUUGAGGUUAGUUGGAUCAUGACCUACAAAGCUGAGGAUAAUAAUUCUGUAAAUUAUCUGUACAAUAAUGAUGUAAAGCAUCUUUCAGGUACGAG
Trematosphaeria pertusa is the source of this 1141-nucleotide messenger RNA. RefSeq names its product mitochondrial carrier. Gene Ontology annotation, molecular function: pyrimidine nucleotide transmembrane transporter activity. Gene Ontology annotation, biological process: pyrimidine nucleotide import into mitochondrion. The record is from RefSeq and is a predicted model, not a curated record. Gene Ontology annotation, cellular component: mitochondrion. Lineage: Eukaryota; Fungi; Ascomycota; Dothideomycetes; Pleosporales; Trematosphaeriaceae. The transcript has 3 exons. Bases 1 to 1068 code for a protein of 355 amino acids.